Messenger RNA from Cajanus cajan (pigeon pea), 2251 nucleotides. RefSeq names its product flowering time control protein-related / FCA gamma-like protein. Lineage: Eukaryota; Viridiplantae; Streptophyta; Magnoliopsida; Fabales; Fabaceae. The record is from RefSeq and is a predicted model, not a curated record. Gene Ontology annotation, molecular function: RNA binding; protein binding.
GGCACUGCACUGCAAAUCAUCUGAGAAUUGCUUUGGAAGCAGAGCAGAGUACUCGAACAGAAGAGCAACCGAAGACUCUGACUUCAGUGCUCCUUCUUCGUCAAGUUCCUCCGUCUCUAGGGCACACGUCAGCGCGUGUGUGAUCCAUAGCUGACGAAGAUGGAGAAUCCGAUGGAGCAGGUAGAGCCAAGGGUCAAUUUCAGCGCCGGAGACCCUCCAAACCCUCACACUCACGACAACGGCAACAGCUUCCACCACUUCCAACCACCACCCGCUGGCGAUUCUGGAUACGCUCUCAACCAUUCCAUGCCUCGCCCUCCCCGCAAACGCCCUUGGCAUCACUCCAACCAAGGAACUUCUCCCCCAGAUCCAGUGGACGGUGUGUGCCAUGUGAAAGUUUAUGUUGCACCUGUUCCAAGAACGGCAUCGGAGGCUGAUAUUCGCCUCGUAUUUGAAGUACAUGGAACUAUUGUUGAGGUUGUUCUUUUAAAAGAUAAGAGAACUGGUGUACGGCAAGGAAGUUGUUUUGUUAAAUACGCAACAUUAGAUGAAGCUGACAGGGCUAUUAAAGCUUUAAGCAAUCAAUAUACAUUUCCUGGGGAAUCAUGUCCUGUUGUUGUCAAAUUUGCUGAUCGAGAACUUGAACGGCUUGGGGUUCUACGUAACAUGGAAAAGAAAGAUCAUUUAGAAGAGGUGGUUGAUAAAGUUUUUGUUAGUUCCUUCAACAAAGAAGCUACAGAAAAGGAAAUUGAAGAAAUAUUUUCCCCUUAUGGUUAUGUAGAAGAUAUCUUCUUGGCGCAGAAUCGUGGAUAUGCUUUUGUAAAAUUUUCUAACAGAGAAAUGGCAUUGGCUGCAAUCAAAGGGCUGAAUAGAACCUUCACGAUGAGAGGUUGUGAUCAUCCAUUAAUUGUUCGUUUUGCGGAUCCUAAGAAACCCAGGAUUAGAGAUUCAAGGGGCAACUUUUUAUCUGUGAAUGCAAAUUUUGGUCCUUGUUCUCAAGAACCAGCCGUAUGGCCACUGCCAAAUUUUGGUGAUUCCAGUGGUGGAGGAAAUAUUAUGAAUGUUGCCCCGCAUCAUUCCACAAUUGCACACCCACAAGUUACUUCUCGUAUGCAAAACUGGGAACCUGGUGCUACUGUGGUACAACAGCCAUAUCCUCCCCAACAAGUGCAUUCACAGUUGGCUUCAAUGACUUUGGGGUCAUUUCAAACUCCAAAGUUGUCUUCUCAAACAUUUAUUACCGAGGUGCAGAGACAAUCACAUACUGCAGAUUCAUCAGUUCAAAAUAUAGAGCAGCAUCUUAGUUCACAGCUGCCUACUCAGACUGGAAGCAACCCUCAUACAGUUGCUGGCAAUACCCCACCUGAUAUGCCUACAAGUCCAGAAGAUGAAGAUUUUCCAGAGUGUGACUGGAGUGAACACUACUGCCCUGAUGGUUUUAAGUACUACUACAACUGUGUCACUUGUGAAAGCAGUUGGGAGAAGCCUGAGGAGUAUGCCUUGUAUGAAAAAGAAUCUCAGAAGCAGCAAGAGCUGGAGGAUAGUAGCUGUAGUCAGUCACAAUUGUCGUUAUGUUCCUCCCAACAAGUUUCUCAAAGACAACAGGAAACAAAUCAUGACCACCGGCAGUCAGAAACAAGUCCUGUUGUUGGAUAGGUGUGAUGUUAUUUAUCUUGGGCAACUGAAAUCACAUCGUUCACAAUUAUUAUUAUUAAGUGACCUUCAAAUUGCUACAAAACUAGCCUAAUGUUUCCUUAUGAGGUUCUGCGUUUUCUUACUGCCUCAUUUGUUUAUUUCAAUGGCUGUUACUAAUCUGUAAAUGGGGAUUUUGUUGAUUUCCUAAACGCCCAUUUACUAGCCUUGUAUAGGUUAGUACUUCUUCGUUGAUAUCUAGAUUAUCACAUGGCUUAACUUUUGGGAUAUACGAAUCUCUCAUGAUUGUAAAACUUACUCCCAGAAUGAGACUUUCAGAGUUUCAAAUGUUUAUGAUACCCUCAGCCCGACUUUUGUGUUUGUGGGAUACUGUGGAGUCUUGUUUUCAGAGUUUUAUGUUCUUACAUUGCUUGUGAGUGAGGAACGGGAGAUUGAUUAAAGCCCAGGGGGCUUGAUAAGAUAUGUGGCUCCACUACCACUGUAGGGACUGCAAAUUUAAGAAUGGGUGGCCACAUGGUAUACGUGUAAAUAUUCAACGCAUACAAAUAAUUAUUGUCUAUGUUGGAAUUGAAUUUAAACAUGAAUGGCCUUUUCUGCU